AUUCUCGAAAGCCACUCUUUCUUUUUGGAUACUUCAGCCGGAUGAAGAAUGCAAUAUUAUAACACUCGGAAUCGGAAGUGAUACAAAAGUAGAAAAUGAACUGAAACAAACCGUAUCGAGCACAUGUAAAUUUUCGGGUGCAGAUCCAACAGAAGAGGUGAACAGGGAGUUGUACGAAGUGGUCGGAAAAUAUCAUAAGCUAGCUGUCGGUGCAGCUAAUGACGUACAUAACGCUUCUAUACUGGGAUGUAAGUUUACAUUAGUAAUUAAUCAAUAUUAUGUUUCCUUGAUAGUUGUUUUACACACUUUUUUGAAAGAAUUUUUCAUGACCUGGAAUAAGCUUUCUCAGUUUGACGCAGUAUCUUACUUCUUACCCGACGGAAUUUUGGAUUCCGCUGGAAUUACGGUAUGUCAAUGGACAUGCGAAUUUCAUCCUUUUGUAAUGUCGCCAGCAAAUCUUGCUAAACUUGAAACUUUUUUGUGGAGUACGCUUCGGAAUGGCAAGUAA
Molecule: messenger RNA, 508 nt
Organism: Enterobius vermicularis (human pinworm)
Lineage: Eukaryota; Metazoa; Nematoda; Chromadorea; Rhabditida; Oxyuridae
Source: the annotation of a GenBank genome assembly